AUGUCUCAUCUGAAUCCGACCUUUUUCGAAUUGUUGUCCAGCGAGCCGACCCGGGAAGUUGCAUUGCCGGAAGAGACGCUGUUGCAGGACGUUUCCGGCCUGCUGUCUGACCCGUCCGGCCUGGUUCGCUUUUGCGCACCGGAACCCGAAUGCCUUGGAUUUGCGGCCUGGCGAUUUUGUGACAGCUCGAGUUCCGACUGUCUGCGCCUGCUGACUGAUGCGGCCGUUCCGAUUGAAACCCGGCUUUCGCUGACGGGCGGUUUGAAGACCCUAUUUGCAGAGCUGUUCGAUCCUCAUUGUGAUCCGGUUUUGCAGCAUUCCCUGGAGCCGGGGCAAUACCUGAAUAUGGCUUGUGCGAUGUUCUGGGACAUUGCACCGCUGGGACCGCAUAUGGCGGGGAAGGCGGGCAUUGCACCGGCUUGCGCUGAUGUCAUGCGGUUUCAGCUGACGCUGGCCAAUCCAGCCUGCCGUGAAAGUGCCCUGUCGGGUGUGGAGCAGUGGAUCGGUGUUGAACCGGACCUGAUGAAGAGCGUUCUGGAGACCUGUGACUUCAACGAUGAACCGGUCGAGGCACUCAGGAAACGGGCAUCUGGUCUGGCUUGA
This is a messenger RNA of Effrenium voratum, 603 nucleotides long. Lineage: Eukaryota; Dinophyceae; Suessiales; Symbiodiniaceae. The record is from the annotation of a GenBank genome assembly.